GAACCACACAGAUACCAUCUAACAUUCCCUCACGCUACACCACACAGUGACACACAGGAUUCAACGACCCAUCUGUUUCUAGAUAUACUGGUAUUGAACUUGUAACAGCUGCUGCCGCGGGGACCGUCAACUUUAGUCGCCCAUCAGCUCGGCCGCCAUAUUGGCUUCGGUAGGAUCACAAACGUCCUCUGCACGCCGAGAGUUUCCUUCAUGGCAUGGCUGUUGUUGACUCGGGAUACUAUUUGUUGUGCACGAGAAUGACGAAUCUGCUGAACCCAUUAUUGGUUGGAGACACAUCUUCAACAUUUUCGGAUAUUGCCGGAGAAGUGAAGAAACAAAAGGUGAAUUAUGUCUACUUGUCAGAAACAAAAGAGCUAGAUGGGCUGAGAUAGGACCAGAAUAUGUCAACAUCCGAGGCUCCAGUUCUCUAUCAUCUGGAACCUUGGGACAAGCUCGUCAUAGUAGCGGCAGCACUGGCAGCUCUGUUUACUAUCGGCAUCCUGGUGUUCUGUGCCAUCAGCCCCCUGUGUUGCCUCUACCAUGUGUGUCCCUGUAAAGACAAGGAUGAAAAAGAGAAAAGGGGCAAGGAGAAAGUUCCUGCUUAUGGCUCAACGACAGGAUCGCAUUCUCCGUACUAUAAACCGGAACAACACAGUCUCUGGCAGCCUCUACAAUCAUUUAAAGACACAGACACUUCCGAUUGGUCAGAUUACAGUUCCCAUGACGUCAUUGAAAUGAAACAGGAUCGUCACAAAGAACAUGUCUUCAAACCGAUUCGCAGUGAGGCCCAGUCCCCGUCUUCCCCAACUACCUUACUGCUUGAAAAGGCUUCUCUGGUCUUUGGUCUAAUGUAUGACAGAGUCGACGGUAAGCUUACAAUACGAGUCCAGAAGCUUAGCAACUUCUCAAUCACCGAUCCUGAUGGCGCAAUGACACCUUACGUCAAAGUCAGAUUAUACCGGGCUCCGCGCAGCUUCUUUACCUUCAGAGGCAAGGCGAGUAGGGAGCAGGAGAUUAACAACCUCGAUGUGGAGUUCCAGACGAAGAUACUACGCAGGUCUACAGACCCAGCUUUCAACGAGAUAUUCAUUGUGCCAAUUGAUGCGAAUGAGAUCCAUUACUACACCCUGAAGAUGCUGGUGUGCGACUUUGACCGCUACACAAGGCAUGUCGUAGUAGGCGAGGUGGUGGUGCCAUUGUCACGGGUUGAGUGGACCACCCAGACGGAGGUGGUGUUUGACGAGCAGCUGCAGCCCCCUGUUGAUGAAAUCCUCGGAGAGGUACAGAUUGGGCUGAUGUACUUGCCUACAGCAGAGAAAUUGAGUCUCACCAUCAUUAAGGCACGUGGCUUAAAGAUUAUGGACCAGACUAAGGCCUCUACAAACGCCUUCAUGAAAGUGAACUUGAUGUUUGAUGGCCGUCCCAUGAAGAAGACGAAGACGUCGGUACGUCUGAGUGACGUCAGCCCGGUGUUCAACGAGACUAUGACGUUUGACGUACCUCACUAUCAACUUGACAACGUGUACUUCAGCAUCGCCGUCAUCCAUAUUGACAAGGAUGCGGAGAAGCCGUCACGGGCUCUCAUUGGUCGAUUAUAUUUGGGCAUGAACUUUGACUCCGAUGCUCGUGCACAGUGGACCGAAAUGAUUCAGAACUCCAGGAAACAAGUAGCAUGCUGGCACAAGCUACAGAUUUGAUCUUACCUUGACUCGUGUUGUUCAGCAGCUCUAUAUAUACUGAUGUAUCGGGGGCUUUUAUACAGGGAUGGCAUUUUAUUUAUAGUCAGUGAUUAUUCGAUGGGUCGAACUGCUAGUCAGUGUUUUAUAGAUGGAUCCGACUCCAGUCAAUGUUAUGUUUAUUAUUAUUAUUGUUCUUGUUAUUGUUGUUGUCGCAGUUAUAGCUCCAAUAAGUAGUGGGCCACAUACAGUCAAGCUGUUAUAGCUCCAAUAAGCGGUGGGCUACAUACAGUC
Molecule: messenger RNA, 1970 nt
Organism: Haliotis rubra (blacklip abalone)
Lineage: Eukaryota; Metazoa; Mollusca; Gastropoda; Lepetellida; Haliotidae
Product: synaptotagmin-A-like
Exons: 9
Coding region: 402-1697 (431 amino acids)
Biological process (GO): regulation of dopamine secretion; cellular response to calcium ion; regulation of calcium ion-dependent exocytosis
Molecular function (GO): clathrin binding; calcium ion binding; calcium-dependent phospholipid binding
Source: RefSeq, a predicted model, not a curated record